AUGCCAGACAUAGCCACCCGCCGCAAAAUCUGCGAAGACACGAUUAAGCGAUCAGAACACAUCGCAGAAGCCACACCAGGAGCCUCUUUAUCAAGCACCUUUAUCACAAGCUCUACAUACCCCGAACUCUCACCCUUGGACCCUGGAUUUCCAGAUCUUCAACUCAAGCCAAUAGAAGUCAUCGACUCAGACUCUUUCCUCUGCGCCCGAACCAUCCUGUCCACAACCCCAGCCUUGCGCAACAAAAUCGCCGUCUUGAAUCUCGCCAGUGACGAAGAACCGGGAGGUGGAUGGAGAUACUCAUUAAGCAUGACGCAAGAAGAAGCAUUAUGUUACUCCUCCACCUUGUUUCAGACACUGAAGCCAGAAUGGUAUCCUUGGGCAAACACUGGAGAAGGCAGUAUAGCAGGCAUAUUCUCACCGAAGAUUGUUGUAUUCAAGGAUACUCUGGACAAUGAGUGUGUUGAGUUGAGUGAGGGAGAAAGGGUGAUGGUUUCUGUGGUUACGGUCGCGGCACCCAGACGUCCAAGACUUACGGAGGAUGGACAGCGGUUCAAGGAUCAGAGUGUAUUGGAGGAGUUUCGGGAUAAGGUGAGGUUGGUGUUGAGGUGUGCUGCUGGAGAAGACAAGACUGGGUUGGUAUUGGGGGCAUUGGGGUGUGGCGCAUACGGGUGUCCGCCGGGGCUGGUUGCGAAGGAGAUGAAGGAGGUGCUUGAGGAAGAAGAGUUCAGGGGUUGGUUUGAGAAGGUGGUGUUUGCGGUCUAUGCAAAGGGCCCUGUUGGAAAAAGAAACCUUGAGGUAUUCCGAGAGGUGUUUGGUGGUGGGCAGUGA
Messenger RNA from Aureobasidium vineae, 831 nucleotides. The record is from the annotation of a GenBank genome assembly. NCBI's taxonomy places the organism in Eukaryota, Fungi, Ascomycota, Dothideomycetes, Dothideales, Saccotheciaceae.